Messenger RNA from Rhododendron vialii, 1862 nucleotides. Its product is annotated as bystin. The record is from RefSeq and is a predicted model, not a curated record. Bases 96 to 1424 code for a protein of 442 amino acids. Gene Ontology annotation, cellular component: preribosome, small subunit precursor; cytoplasm; nucleolus. NCBI's taxonomy places the organism in Eukaryota, Viridiplantae, Streptophyta, Magnoliopsida, Ericales, Ericaceae. Gene Ontology annotation, molecular function: snoRNA binding. The transcript is spliced from 12 exons. Gene Ontology annotation, biological process: rRNA processing.
AAUGGGCCUCCAUCGACAACCCAAUUUGAAAGGUUUACAAAAAUACAACAUUCAGCUAGGGUUUAAGCCUCGGUUGCUCCAAUUCUCUCUCAACAAUGGCGAAGAAGAGAACGAGACAGCAGAAUCCUGAGCCCUUCCUCGCCGACGAAAACGCCGCCACUGUCCCCAGGAAACGGAAUAAACCUCCCAAACACCACCAGCUUGAACAGAAGCUUAUAUCGUCGGGUACGAGCUCGAAGAUAUUGAAAGAAGCUCUAAUUCAGCAAAAAGAGAUAAACGAGGAGAACGAAGGGAGAAACCCUAACAACCUGGUAUUUGCCGAAGAUACCGCGACGGAGGUGGUUUUGGAGGAAGAUGAUAUUGACGACUUCGGUGGGUUCUCGGAGACUCAAAGCCAGUUUGGAGGUUACGAGGAAGAGGUCGAUGAAGAGGAUGAGAAGCUACUGGAGGCCUUCAUAUCGAAGGAUGCAGGACGGCAACAGACAUUGGCCGACCUGAUUGUUGCGAAGAUCAAACAAAAGGAUGAACAAGUUUCUUCAGAUGUCCGCCCUCUACCCAAAUUGGAUGAAUCUGUCAUUGAUCUGUACAAGGGAGUUGGAAAGCUUCUUAAUAAAUACACAGCAGGAAAAAUUCCCAAAGCUUUCAAACACAUAUCUUCGAUGCAGCUUUGGGAGGAAGUCCUGUACCUGACUGAACCUGAGAAAUGGUCGCCAAAUGCUAUGUACCAAGCCACAAGGAUUUUUGCUUCCAAUUUGGGUGUGAAAAAGGCAGAACGUUUUUACAGGCUUGUCUUACUGCCCAGGACCCGUGAUGAUAUCCGAAAGAAUAAGAGAUUGCAUUUUGCCCUGUAUCAAGCUUUGAAGAAAUCCAUAUACAAACCGGCUGCCUUCAAUAAGGGAAUAUUGUUCCCAUUGUGCGAGUCUGGAACUUGUAAUCUGAGGGAAGCUGUUAUCAUUGGGAGCAUUAUUCAGAAGGUCUCCAUUCCUCCACUUCAUUCGAGUGUAGCACUAUUGAGGCUUGCUGAGAUGGAGUACUGUGGCACAACAAGCUAUUUUAUAAAGCUAUUGAUUGAGAAGAAGUACGCUUUGCCAUAUCGGGUACUUGAUGCUAUGGUUGCUCAUUUCAUGAAAUUUGUUGAGGAUGAAAGGAUAAUGCCUGUGAUCUGGCAUCAGUCACUUCUUGCAUUUGUACAAAGGUACAAAAAUGAGCUGACGAAGGAGGACAAAGCUAACCUUAACCUUCUAGUCGGAAACCAAAGGCACAAAUUAGUUACGCCUGAAAUAUUGAGGGAGGUAAAUAGCAGCCGCAACCGCGGUGAUAAAGAGGACGAUCUUAUGUCAAUUUCGACUCCAAUGUCUGUAGUCAAUAAAACAAUAGAAGAAGACAGGUUUGACAUUCCAGAUGUGCCAAUGGAAGAGGACUGAGUACAUCUACCACAAUAUUCUUGUGUUUUGUUAGGGUGAUAACAUCUUGCAAUUCUAUUCACGCUAUUUAACAAGGAAGGGUUUUAGUUUAUGUUGCAGUUUCUUUCGGUGUCUGAUAUAGGAUGAACCAGUUUAUGGUUGAGAGUCUGCUUCAGAUGCUUUUAAUUGGUGCAGGACUUGCGAGCAAGGGUAUCAGUUUUGAGUCACACCAUGCUUCCUACUACAGUGGGCAGAUUCAUAGUGAGGAUCGUAUAGUAUUUGUUGUUUUCGGUCCAGACCCAAAUAAAAGCAUAAAGCUUGGGUAAAAAUUGAGUGUCUUUUAGAGGAGAUUUUGACAUAUCUGGUUAUUUAUUAGGCUGCUGUUAGAAAUUCCUUUUGAUACACCCUUCUGUUUAACAUUUUUUAUCUUCCUUAUUUAAACCAUGUUUGUGUUGAAUA